Coffea eugenioides is the source of this 3638-nucleotide messenger RNA. Its product is annotated as putative E3 ubiquitin-protein ligase LIN. The transcript is spliced from 7 exons. The coding region runs from base 271 to 3333 and encodes 1020 amino acids. NCBI's taxonomy places the organism in Eukaryota, Viridiplantae, Streptophyta, Magnoliopsida, Gentianales, Rubiaceae. The record is from RefSeq and is a predicted model, not a curated record.
UUUCAGUUCUUAAAUUUUGCCGAUACCGAAAUCAGAAAUUAAUGUACAACUCAUAUGUCUUGUGUAUAUUCCUAGGAAUAUCGUGCUUAACGGUUUUGAUACAAAAUCUAAGAAGUUACCAAUCAUCAGCCAAUCCAUUUUUGUCCUUAUUUCUUUGUGGCUUUCAUCAAUUCUUGAACUUUUGACUAUAGUUGCAAUAAUUGUUUGCUCUGGCUUUCGAGGGAAUGAUUGUACAGCUGCCUUUCUUCUGGCCCUUCACCUCCUUAUCCAAUGAACAGUAGCAUGGCAUCUCUGCAGGAACUGCUAGUCGAAGAAGGAUUCGAGAGGCAGAAAGACAACAUAAAAAGUCAUCAAAAGAAGGUGAAGUUCAGAGAUAGAAGAGCACGAGAUGAGUCCAUUGUUUUGCCUAUUUAUGUUUGCCAUGAUCGUCGAAGAAGCUUCGACGCUCCCAAGCAGAAGAGCGGCAAGGCCUCAUCACGUAAUGGUUCUGUUGCGUCUAUUUCAACAAGAAGAGCAGGCUCUGAUUCAGGGAUAUCGAUGACAGGGACUAUAGAUGAGGGAUUCUUUAGGAGAAAUGAGCCUGCACUUGAUGAAGUAGCUAUUAGAGCAGUUGUUUCUAUACUUAGUGGUUACAUUGGCCAGUAUUUGAGAGAUAAGAAAUUUCGCGAAAGCAUAAGAGCUAAGUGCUACUCCUGUUUUACUAGGAAUAAGGAUUCAGAAAGUGGAGAUUUGGAGAAUAUGCAAUCGGGGAUUGAGGUUGUUGAGAGAUUGGUAGAACAUCAAGGGCCAGAAAAAGAACUCAAUGUGAAGUCAUUGCAGUACUGCAUUAGGCUAUUAGGCAGUACUAUUUCAUCUGUAAAUUCUAAAAGCUCAAAGAAUGGAACAAGUGCAACAUGUAGGAGGCAAAAUUCUCAGCUUGCUGCUUGUGCAGAGCUCUACUUAUCAAUUGUUUACAAGGUAUAUAGAAGUGAUCGAGUAUCAGCAAGACAUCUCCUGCAUGUUUUUUGUGAUUCGCCUCAUAUCGCUCGAACAAAUUUGCUCCCUGAAGUUUGGGAGCACCUGUUUCUUCCUCACCUUCUUCAUAUCAAGAUUUGGUACAAUGAGGAACUUGAAUCUCUUUCAAACUCAAUGUAUCCUGACGAAGAAACAAAAAUGAAAGCUUUGGACAAGGCUUACAAUGACCAAAUGGACAUUGGGACGCAGAAGUUUGCACUUUACUACAAGGAGUGGCUCAAGGAUGGUGCUAAAGCCCCUGCUGUUCCUUCAGUGCAUCUGCCUUCAACAGCGAAUGGUGCGCCUUCAAGGAGACAUUCUGAAUCCUUUAGUUCACAUUCUUCCAACAAAUCAUCUCUUUAUCGAGCUAUUUUUGGCCCCAUUCUGGAGAGGCAUUCAACGUGGGGGAAUGACAAGCACGAAAAUUUAAGCUAUCAUUCAUGUCCAGAAGACCAAGAGAAGUUUUUCAGAAAGGAAGAUAAAAUUGACAUGGAAUCAAGAUCUUUUGGCAGCCAAAGAUCAUCAACCUUAAGUGACAGAAAAGUACACGCUAAACUUUGGCCGGACAACAAAAAAUCAGACUACUUCCGCCUUUUCAAUUGCAGGAGUGACAUGGCACAACAUGGAGUAUGCAAAGACAAUACACUGCCCAAUGCCUCAGUAGAGAAGGAUCGAAAAAGACGAAUAUCUCUGUCAAAUGACCUGAGUACAGCUGUUAGAACGAUUUGCACCUCUGAUAGCCUUGCUGAUUGUGAAACAGCAAUCCGUUUGAUGGCCAAUGCUUGGCUCAAUUCUCAUGGCGAUCCUACGGUUGAAACAGCAAUAUCUAAGGCACAAGUUAUUGAAGCAAUAAUGGAUGUUUUGUCUGCAUCCAGCGAUGAUGAAAUCUUAGAACUUGCAAUCUCACUAUUAGCACAAAUUGUGACGAAACAAGAGUUGAAUGCAAAUAUCAUAAUGAAUUUUGACCCCCAGCUUGAUAUCUUUGCAAGACUGUUGAGGGACAACAGUCUAUUUCUGAAAGCUUCGAUUCUCCUCUAUCUAGUCAAGCCAAAGGCAAAACAGAUGAUAGCAAUGGAAUGGAUUCCACUGGUCCUCCGGAUAUUAGAAUUUGGGGAUCAUUUGCAAACCUUAUUUACCAUCCAUUGCAGUCCUCAAGUGGCGGCAUAUUAUUUCUUAGAUCAACUUCUUAAUUGUUUUGAUGAAGAUAAAAAUAUGGAGAAUGCUAGAUAUGUUGUUGCUGUUGGCGGAUUGAACUUGCUGCUGAGAAGGGUGGAGAUAGGGGACAUAGUUGAAAAGAACAAAGCUGCAUCAAUCAUCUAUUAUUGUAUUCAGGCUGAUGGAAGUUGUCGCCACUAUCUUGCCCAAAAUUUCAACAAUCAAGCCUUCAUUUCCCUCCUUGCCCUCAAAGACAAGAAAACUCAAAAUCGAGCAUUUGCUUUGCUAACAGAGCUCUUCUGCCUUCAUAGGCAUCAUGAAAGAAUUGAAUUGCUAAGUAAACUGAUCAAAGGAUGGGGCAGAAUGAAUGCCUUACACAUUUUGUUGGUCUACCUUCAGAAGGCUCAACCAGAAGAACGUCCUCUGGUUGCAGCAAUAUUGUUACAGCUUGAUAUUUUGGGAGAUCCUAGCGUACUUGGACUUGAAUUGUCAGGAGAUUCUUCUGAGUGUAGUGUUUAUAGAUGUGAAGCUGUAGAGGAAAUUGUAAAAGCAAUGGACUGUCAAGUGCUUAAUGAGCAAGUCCAGGAGCAGUCAGCCAGGACUCUCUUGAUAUUAGCAGGUCACUUUUCAUAUACAGGAGAGCCAGUUGCUGAAAAAUGGCUCUUAAAACAAGCAGGCUUUGAUGAAAACUCAUUGGGCGCAUUCAGCUGCAACAAGGUUGCAUUCAAUGACUUCACAAACCUGGUGAGAGAGGAUGCAGCAGCAGAAAACUGGCGAAGGAGAACAGCAAUGAUUCUGCUUAAAAGUGGCGGAAGGAAUUUACUUGUUGCUCUAUCAGAUUCCAUGGCCAAUGGCAUACCUCGGUUAGCAAGAGCAAGCCUAGUUACUGUUACCUGGAUAAGCAGUUUUCUCCAUUCGUCUGGAGAAAGAAGUCUUCAGACUUUAGCAUGCUCAAUUCUUGCGCCACAGCUAAUAGAAGCUCUGAACUAUGAGAAUAGUAUGGAGGAAAGAAUUCUUGCUUCUUUUUCACUGCUCAAUCUCCUGAAGGGUUCAGAUGGAGUGGAUAGAUUACAGAGAUUGAUGACUAAAGAGUUGGUAAAUGAGCUUGACAAUCUCUCCCAAGUGACAUGGACAGCAAAGGAGCUCAUUUCAGUCAUCACAAGUAGUUCAAAUUCUGGUGCGUAGAUGACAGUUUUCACUGAAAAAUUAGUCCAUUUGACUGAUCAUAGGCAGGCCUUGUACAAUUUUUGUUUCCCCCUCUUUUCCACGGCAAUUAUUUGUUUAUUGAGCGUGUAAUAUAUAAAUAAACUGUAAAUUUUUUUCCUCACUUUUUUUCUUUCGGCCUUAUUUGAAGCCUACUUGAAUGAAAAUCCAUAUAUUCCCUACUCUCAUUUCCAGAUUGAGAAGGAACUCCUGUACAAGACCAUAAUUUAGUAGUGUAAAUUUGCUUAUUAUAUAGGUGAAGGGUGAAAAUUUUGGAAUUCUGGCUA